This is a messenger RNA of Anisakis simplex (herring worm), 252 nucleotides long. The record is from the annotation of a GenBank genome assembly. Lineage: Eukaryota; Metazoa; Nematoda; Chromadorea; Rhabditida; Anisakidae.
AUGGUAUUCAUUUUAAGAUUCCGUAAGGAUGAACGCCAUCUACCUGUAUUAUGGCAGCAAUCGUUUUUGGCAUUUGCUCAGCGUUACAAAAACGACAUUACAUCGAAACAACGAGAAGCACUUCUGGAAAUUGUCAAGAUACAUUAUCACUAUCAAAUAUCACCUGAAAUCAGACAUGAAUUGACGAGUGUGGACGCAGAGAAGUCAUCAUCGGAUGUACAAGCGAUAUCAGAAGAUAAAAUGGAAUUUUAA